Messenger RNA from Ornithodoros turicata, 1900 nucleotides. Its product is annotated as putative nuclease HARBI1. Bases 223 to 1386 code for a protein of 387 amino acids. The transcript is spliced from 4 exons. Lineage: Eukaryota; Metazoa; Arthropoda; Arachnida; Ixodida; Argasidae. The record is from RefSeq and is a predicted model, not a curated record.
UCCACUGGUCGUUCUAGUGCAGAAAAACCUGCACUGGCCAGCGCGCGCGUGUUCCACUGGUCGUUUCAAUGCAAAGCGCAUCGCAUUCCGCUGGUCGUUACGGGGCGACUACACCGGGCGAGUACAACACCAGUGCAACUCUGCCUGCACGGAGAAAAUCGGCGGUGGAGACCGGAACACGGGAGUGCGCCCGCUUCCGGACGGUCCCUCCUCCUCUUUCGAAUGAACAUGGCGGACGAAAUGGAAGUGGUUUUCGGUCUCGUUGAGGAUUCCGAAAGCAGUGACAGCAGCAGAGAUAGCUGUAGUAGUAGCGAAGGAGGAUCGGCGUAUUUGAACGCCUUCGAAACUUUCUUUUCCCUUCCUCUGAUGCGACCGAAGAUUGGAAACUUCAUCGACGACACCGUGCAUCGGUACUCGGACAAUGAGUUCAGGAGAAACUUUCGGCUGAGCCGAGAUGUGUGCGACACACUGGUGCGCGGGUUUGCGGCAUCCCCCUACAACCCUGCAGGCAAUCGAGGCGGAUCACCGCCGAAGUCACCAGAGGAACAUGUCCUCGCAUUUCUCUGGUAUGCUGGUAACAAAUGCUGCAUCAGAGACGUCGCUGGACGUUUCAACGUGGGUGAGACUACUAUGCAUCGGAUAGUUGGGAGGGUUGUCUCUUUCCUGCUUGACAAAGCCGGACACAUCAUAAAGUUCCCCAGCGACCUAGAUGCACUUGCAAGAGAUUUUCAGGAGAUUUCAGGAAUCCCAGGUACCAUCGGAUGCAUUGAUGGGACCUAUAUCCAGAUUCGGUGCCCAGCACACAAGAUCAAGUCCACUUAUGUAAAUAGACACGAUAUUCCUUCUCUGACCAUGCAGGGAGUGUGCGAUGACAAGCGCCGCUUCCUCGAUGUCACAACGGGUUUCCCGGGGAAGGUACAUGAUGCACGGGUUUUCAGAACCUCAUCAAUCGCAGAAAAGCUGCCGUACAUAUGUUGUGUCAACAAGUAUCACAUUCUUGGUGACGCAGCAUAUCCCUUGAGGGAGUACUUGCUUACUCCCUUCAGGGACUACGGUACAUUGACAGAGGAGCAGAAGCAGUUUAAUUUUAACUUCUGCAGGACGCGUGUACGCAUUGAGAAUGCAUUUGGUAUUUUAAAGCAGCGAUUUCGGCAGUUGCAGCUUCUGGAAUUCAUCACGGUGGACCAGUCGUCAAAGUUUAUACUUGCAUGUUGUGUACUUCACAAUCUCUGCAUAAACUCUGGUGACUGUUCCAUUGAUGACGUUGAAUGCGCUCCAGAAGUUCAAACAAAUGAAGUAGUGGAAGCUGCAGAUGUGCGGGAGUGUGCUCUUAGGAAGCUUGGAGAGCUUAAGCGCCUCAGAGUCAUGAGGUCUAUGAACCUUUAAAUGUAAAACUGUUGGGGUAGGGUUUGUGACAACAUUCAAGAGUUGAAAUGUAAAUGAUGGUAAGGAAACUAUACUAUAUAUCAUCUGUUAUGUACUGCAUGGCCACUGCUUUCUGCUCGCUUUAUUGCAUGCCACAACUUUGUAUUACAAAUGUAUAUUAAAAAAAAAAAAUCCUUUGCUCGUUCUGGAAUUUUCCCCACGUAACCACUAACCUACUUAUCUUUCGCUAUGCUUACCAAUUCUUGCCUGUUGUCCCGUUUCGUCCACGUGUUCGUGAACCUUCCAUUUUUCUGUAACCGGUCUGUAGCCUAGAUAACUAUGUUCACAUAAUCCCCUCCGCACUCUAACAAAGCAGCCAUUCACUCCGGCCGUAGAAGCCCGUACGGACCCUUUCUUCCCUCCGGGCUGUUGACCCACAAUUCGCAUGAACCUGUGGCGGCCACCUACCGUAAAAGAAGACGGACAGCAUGCCCUUUUCACGCACACGAUCUCGAUCAUCAUUCUUGCUCGCUCA